AUGUCGUCCUUUACCGUAUCUGAGCAUGGCGCACUUAACACCAAAUCCUAUCGGAUGUUCCUAAAGUGUGGCUCCGGUCCGAUCUCACCAUUCCAUGACAUCCCAUUGCAUUCGGACAAACAAAAUAAUGUCUUUAACAUGCUUGUCGAGAUUCCGCGAUGGACGAACGCGAAAAUGGAGAUCUGCAAGGGGGAGUAUAUGAACCCAAUUAAACAAGAUGUGAAGAAAGAUCGGCUUCGAUAUGUGGACAACGUAUUUCCCUACAAGGGUUACAUUUGGAAUUAUGGGGCACUUCCACAAACGUGGGAGGAUCCAGGGCACAUCGACUCACACACUGAAGCGAAGGGUGAUAAUGAUCCGAUUGAUGUUUGCGAGAUAGGAACAAAAGUUCUGACUCGCGGCUCCGUUGUCCAGGUGAAGAUUUUGGGUAUUCUGGCCAUGAUCGAUGAAAGUGAGCGCUGUAUUUACUUCCCAUAA
Messenger RNA from Dicrocoelium dendriticum, 477 nucleotides. Lineage: Eukaryota; Metazoa; Platyhelminthes; Trematoda; Plagiorchiida; Dicrocoeliidae. The record is from the annotation of a GenBank genome assembly.